AUGAAGACCUCCACAGCUGCCCUUGCUGUGCUUUUUGUGGCUGUCCUCUGCUACCAGGUCUCCUCAUCUCCAAUAUCUGUCAACUCUGGUCCCUGCUGCCUCAGCUACAGCCCCAGACCACUACCUGCAAGACUCGCAGUGGAAUAUGACUACGUAGGCAGCCACUGCCCGCAGCCAGCUGUGAUAUUUACCACAGCUUUACACAAGAUGGUCUGUGGCAAUCCCCAGGAUAAGUGGGUCCAGAACAUCGUGGAUCGGCUAAAGGGCAAGGCAGGCAGCAGCUGA
Molecule: messenger RNA, 285 nt
Organism: Indicator indicator
Lineage: Eukaryota; Metazoa; Chordata; Aves; Piciformes; Indicatoridae
Product: C-C motif chemokine 5-like
Exons: 3
Coding region: 1-285 (94 amino acids)
Biological process (GO): lymphocyte chemotaxis; chemokine-mediated signaling pathway; cellular response to tumor necrosis factor
Cellular component (GO): extracellular region
Molecular function (GO): CCR chemokine receptor binding; chemokine activity
Source: RefSeq, a predicted model, not a curated record